This is a messenger RNA of Jaculus jaculus (lesser Egyptian jerboa), 2071 nucleotides long. It is a transcript of the gene Zup1, whose product is annotated as zinc finger containing ubiquitin peptidase 1. The record is from RefSeq and is a predicted model, not a curated record. The coding region runs from base 32 to 1858 and encodes 608 amino acids. The transcript has 10 exons. Lineage: Eukaryota; Metazoa; Chordata; Mammalia; Rodentia; Dipodidae.
CGGAGUAUUAAGGAAGUGGAGUGGUGUAUGUAUGUGUGUGUUUUCUUUUUCUAAACGUGAUACUGAGCUCUGGAGUUUCUUGGAGUCCUGGAUUGUUUCUUCUAGUGCCGUGAAGCUAUACCUGCACACCAUGCUUUCUUGUGAUAUAUGUGGUGAAACAGUAACCUCAGAACCAGACAUGAAGGCUCACCUAACUGUUCACAUGGAAAAUGAAGUUAUAUGUCCAUUUUGCAAGUUGCCAGGCAUAAAUUAUGAUGAAAUGUGUUUUCAUAUUGAAACUGCUCAUUUUGAACAGAACAUGUCAAAAAGAAACUUUGAGAAGAUAGAUACAAUACAGUAUGGAACUUCAUAUAGGAAGGACAACACCUUACAGAGCGCAAUGGAAGUUAAUUCAGGUAUUCAUUCAGAUGGUGCAUCUAGUCAUCCAAAGAGUUCAACUCAAAACCUACCUAAUGAUGGUACUUUAACAUAUGGAGCCUUUUAUUUAGAGAACUUAACUGAGUCUGGAAAGUUCCUGAAAAGUAAGGGAAAGCAAUGUGAAUUAUAUGGGGUAAAAGGAUCAAUUUAUGAAGCAACAUAUAGUCCCCCUGUAUGUCCAUUCUGUGGGGAAAAAGAGAAAUAUAGCGAAGAUAUAGAAAUUCAUGUAAAAACAAAGCAUGCCAAUCUUUUGGACACUCCAUUAGAAGACUGUGAUCACCCACUCUACAGUUGUCCUAUGUGUGGGCUCAUAUGUACAGAUUACCAUAUUCUUCAGGAACAUGUUGACUUGCAUUUAGAAGAAAGCAGCUUUCAACAAGGCAUGGACCAGUGUUCUAGUGAUCGAGAAUUAGCUCACCAGCUUCAACAGGAAGAGGACAGACAAAGGAAAUCUGAAGAAUCAAGACAAGAAAUGGAAGAAUUUCAGAAGUUGCAGGGACAGUAUGGUUUAGAUAAUUCUGGAGGAUACAAGCAACAGCAAAUACGACAUAUGGAAAUAGAAGUUAAUAAGGGAAAAAUGCAUCCAUUUGAAUUUCAUCAAAGGAAAGCUGACAUGAUGGAAGCAUUAGCUAUUGGUAUUGAUGAUGGGCAAACAAAAACUUCUGGGAUUACUGAAGCCCUUCAUAGGUACUAUCAGAACACUGUCACAGACGUGAAACGUGUAUGGCUCUCUACAGGGGUGGAUCAUUUUCAUUCAGCUUUAGGGGACAAGGGUUGGGGCUGUGGUUACAGAAAUUUCCAAAUGCUGCUUUCAUCAUUAUUGAAAAAUGAUGCAUAUGAUGAUUGCUUAAAAGGUAUGUCAGUUCCUUGCAUUCCAAAAAUUCAGUCAAUGAUUGAAAAUGCAUGGAAGGAAGGUUUUGAUCCUCAAGGGGCCUCACAACUUAAUAACAAGUUACAGGGAACAAAGGCCUGGAUUGGAGCAUGUGAAAUAUAUACACUCCUGACCUCACUGAGGGUAAAAUGCCGUAUUAUUGAUUUUCACAAGUCAACUGGUCCUUUGGAUACACACCCAUGCUUAUUUGAAUGGAUAUUGAAUUAUUAUUCUUCAGAGAGGGAAGGGAAUUCAAAGGUUAUAUGUACAUUUAAACCUCCUGUCUAUCUCCAGCAUCAAGGUCAUAGUCGAACAAUUGUUGGAAUUGAAGAGAAAAAAAACCAAACAUUGUGCUUGCUAAUAUUUGAUCCUGGAUGGCCUUCUCAAGAAAUGCAGAAACUGUUAAAGAAAGACAUAGAAGCUAGUACUCUCAAGCAACUUCGGAAAACUGUGGGAAAUUUAAAGCAUAAGCAGUACCAAAUCGUGGCAGUAGAGGGUACCCUUUCACCAGAGGAAAAAGUUGCCAGGAAACAAGCUUCCCAAGUCUUUACAGCAGAGAAGAUUCCUUGAAGAAUCAAACCCUUCAGUGUUUUCAGAAUUAUACUUUGUUUUCCAGAUUCAGAUACUGAGCUUCUUGCCACAAGUAAAGAAUUGGAUAUCUCUCCGGGCGUGGUGGCGCACGCCUUUAAUCCCAGCACUUGGGAGGCAGAGGUAGGAGGAUUACUGUGAGUUCAAGGCCACCCUGAGAAUGCAGAGUGAAUUCCAGGUCAGCCUGAGCUACAG